Molecule: messenger RNA, 576 nt
Organism: Aplosporella prunicola CBS 121167
Lineage: Eukaryota; Fungi; Ascomycota; Dothideomycetes; Botryosphaeriales; Aplosporellaceae
Exons: 1
Coding region: 212-538 (108 amino acids)
Source: RefSeq, a predicted model, not a curated record
AUUCAGCUUACUAGUUGAGUGGGCCUUGUUCUGGGCUCUGGUAAUAAUCAAAGAUGUGUAGCACCUUGGUUAUGCGAGUUGAUGAGGGGUGAUGUGACGGUGUUGUUACUGGUAGCCAGUCAUAGGUAGGGGAGUAGAAGAGCGGGUUUUCCGGUGCUCGGGAAUAUUUAUUGGGUACCCAAGAUCUUGGUACGUAUACGGGCUAGUAGAUAUGGUUCCGUGGUGGUUCGGUAGAGAGGUCGUCACGUGUAGCAGUUUCCCCGGAUUUCUGCGAGCGGGUCCGGGGAACUUCACCGCCCCUCACCUCACCUCAACUUCGAAUCUUUCACGAAGCCCACGCAAUGAUGCCAACAGACAGUGUAUGCACCGGUUGCGAUGUCAAAUGCUUGUUGGUAUUGCUUGUGGUUGGUAUAGUAUUUACUGGAUUCAUAACGCUGCGCGUGUGUUGCUCACAAUACCACCUGCGCGGGCGCCACGCGAGGAUAUAUGGGCGUCGAGGCGGGCGCAAAUUCAUUUGCUACGAGUUUGGGGGAAUUAGUGGUGCAACGCAGUAAAGAGCAAGGGAUUCGUGGAGCA